AUGGCAUCGGCCGGAGACCCCCCCACAGGCCCACGGGAUGCAGCAGACCAGAACUUCGACUACAUGUUUAAGCUGCUACUUAUCGGCAACAGCAGCGUGGGCAAGACGUCCUUCCUGUUCCGCUACGCGGACGACUCCUUCACACCUGCCUUCGUCAGCACCGUGGGCAUUGACUUCAAGGUCAAGACGGUCUAUCGCCAUGACAAGAGGAUCAAGCUGCAGAUAUGGGACACGGCGGGCCAGGAGCGCUACCGCACGAUCACCACAGCCUACUACCGCGGCGCCAUGGGCUUCCUGCUCAUGUAUGAUGUUGCCAACCAGGAGUCCUUCACCGCUGUGCAGGACUGGGCCACUCAGAUCAAGACCUACUCCUGGGACAACGCGCAGGUCAUCCUCGUGGGGAACAAGUGCGACCUGGAGGAUGAGCGUGUUGUGCCUACUGAGGACGGCCGGAGGCUCGCUGAUGACCUUGGUUUCGAGUUCUUCGAGGCCAGUGCCAAAGAGAACAUCAACGUGAAGCAGGUCUUCGAGCGCCUGGUGGACAUCAUCUGUGAGAAGAUGAAUGAGUCCCUAGAACCCGGCUCCGGCCCGGGCAGCAAUGGGAAAGGCCCGGCCUUGGGGGACACCCCACCCCCCGAGCCCAGCGGUUGCAGCUGCUAG
Puma concolor (puma) is the source of this 660-nucleotide messenger RNA. The record is from RefSeq and is a predicted model, not a curated record. NCBI's taxonomy places the organism in Eukaryota, Metazoa, Chordata, Mammalia, Carnivora, Felidae.